Molecule: messenger RNA, 1409 nt
Organism: Cajanus cajan (pigeon pea)
Lineage: Eukaryota; Viridiplantae; Streptophyta; Magnoliopsida; Fabales; Fabaceae
Product: expansin-A10
Biological process (GO): plant-type cell wall organization
Cellular component (GO): extracellular region
Source: RefSeq, a predicted model, not a curated record
UUUUCCUCAUAACUCAUACUCUCUUUUGUUCUCUCUAGCUAUAUUAAGUUGUUACUCUAUUUAUAUAUCAUUCAUAUAUCAUUUGAGAAGACUAAAAAAGAUGGCGCUUUUGGGGCUUCUCAGCUUGGUGGGGUUUCUUUCUCUGGCUUCACCUGUUUCUGCUUCUGGUUAUGGUUGGAUGAAUGCUCAUGCAACCUUCUAUGGUGGGGGUGAUGCCUCUGGCACUAUGGGUGGAGCAUGUGGAUAUGGGAACUUGUACAGCGAGGGCUAUGGAACAAACAGUGCUGCAUUGAGCACAGCUUUGUUCAACAAUGGUUUAAGCUGUGGGGCAUGUUUCGAGAUUAGGUGUGUUAAUGACAGAAAGUGGUGCCUUCCACACUCAGUUGUGGUAACUGCAACCAACUUCUGUCCCCCAAACAAUGCCCUUCCGAAUAAUGCAGGUGGAUGGUGCAACCCUCCCCUUCACCAUUUCGACCUUUCUCAACGUGUCUUCCAACAAAUUGCUCAAUACAAAGCUGGAAUAGUGCCUGUGGCUUACCGAAGGGUCCCUUGCCGAAAGAGGGGGGGCAUCAGAUUCACCAUCAACGGCCACUCGUACUUCAACCUAGUCCUAGUUACCAACGUUGGAGGUGCUGGUGAUGUUCAUGCUGUUUCCAUCAAAGGGUCAAGAACAAAUUGGCAACCAAUGACUAGAAACUGGGGUCAGAAUUGGCAAAGCAACACUUACCUCAAUGGACAAAGCCUCUCCUUUAAGGUUACCACUAGCGAUGGACGCACCGUGGUCUCUUUCAAUGUUGCACCCUCAACUUGGUCCUUUGGCCAAACCUUCUCUGGCCAUCAAUUCAUCUAAUUAAGGAACACAAAAAAACAACAUACACCCUUUACAUUAUUUAGUGGCUAAAGUUAUUGUAUUUGUUAUACUUAGUGGGAGUUUUCUUUAGUAGCAAUGUAUUAGAAAAGUGUCUUAGAUUAUACUGUGGUGGUAUAAUACGAGUGUUGGUAUAUAAUAGAAAAUUAAGUGAUAUGGUAUAGGAGUUGAGUGAUGGACUCAUGGAAGGGCUUGUUUUAGGAUGGUCCUUGUCUUUUGAAUUGUGUGUGUGAGGGGUUUUGAUUUGUUCUGCUCGGAAUUUGAAAAGGUAGAACAUAGUUUAGGUGGCAGGGGUGGAUGUUUAGGGUUUACCACCCGUUGUUGUGUGGUUCGUGUUGUGUCAUAUCCACAAAUGGAAAAGGAAAAGCGUGUUAUCCUGCUAGCUUAGCAAAAGAGAAUAGAAUAGGAAAAAAUAUGAAGCAUUUUUGCUUCUUUAGGAAGUUAUGGAUUGUGUUGAUUGAACUUUAUGUAGUUUAGUGAGUGUGAAAGUGAAUGUAUGACAUAAUGUAAGGAAUAAAAUUAUGCUCCUUGUGACUUCAAA